AUGGGAAACUCGCAAUGCGAAUCCGACGAAGAAGCAAGCCGCCAAAACAUCCUCAAGCAAGAGCGCAACGCGGCCAUAGACUACGCUGAAGUCAUGAAGGACGAGCAUCUGCAAAAACAACAAGUGCAUCGGAGGGCUGUGGACGCAAGAAGAGAAGAGGGAGCAUGGACAAAGAGUAGGAUACACUUUGGACCGUGGGCGUCACAUCAUCCCCAUGAUGCAUAA
Messenger RNA from Parastagonospora nodorum SN15, 225 nucleotides. RefSeq lists its product as hypothetical. Lineage: Eukaryota; Fungi; Ascomycota; Dothideomycetes; Pleosporales; Phaeosphaeriaceae. The record is from RefSeq and is a predicted model, not a curated record. The transcript is spliced from 2 exons. Bases 1 to 225 code for a protein of 74 amino acids.